CAGAAGUUAAGAGGCCUGUUACAUCUCCUCGGAAUUCGGUGAUUCGUUGUGUGAGAACGGGACUCCUGCCGCCGUCAGUGUGGUGAGAGUGGAGACGCGACAUGCCCGUCCUGACUCUCAGAGGGGUGGCCGUGGCUUUCCCCUUCGCUCCGUAUGACUGUCAGAAGGAAUACAUGAGCAAAGUGAUCGAGUGUCUGCAAAACAAGGCCAAUGGAGUGCUGGAGAGUCCCACGGGCACAGGCAAAACCCUGUGUCUGCUGUGUGCCACACUGGCCUGGAGGGACCACUUUAAAGACACCAUCUCCGCCAGGAAAAUAGCACAGAGGCUCGGAGAAGCAGAGAUGUUUCCCAACACACCUCUGGCUUCGUGGGGGACGGCUGCAACGGAUGGUGAUACCCCAACAUACUACACAGAUAUUCCCAAGAUCAUAUAUGCAUCUAGGACACACACUCAACUCUCCCAGGUCAUCCGUGAGUUAAAGAACACUUCAUACAAGCCCAAGAUGUGUGUGCUUGGAUCCAGAGAUCAGCUGUGCAUCAACAAGGAAGUGAUGAGUCAGGAGAGCAGCCACGUCAAGAUUCAUAUGUGCAAAGCCAAGGUUUCCUCCAGGUCGUGUAUCUACUACAACAACGUUGAAGAGAAAAGCACAGAUAAAGAACUGGUUCACGCCAUCAUGGACGUAGAAGACCUGGUAAAAGCUGGCAACAAACAGAGGGUUUGUCCUUAUUACCUCUCCCGUUCCCUGAAACAGACGGCAGACAUAAUAUUCAUGCCGUAUAACUACCUACUGGAUCCAAAGAGCCGCAGGGCACACAGUCUCGACCUGAAAGGGGCAGUUAUAAUUUUUGAUGAGGCGCACAAUGUGGAGAGAACAUGUGAGGAGUCGACGUCCUUUGACCUGAGCCCGUAUGACCUGGCCUCAGCCAUCAGCGCUGUGGACAAACUGCUGAUAGACAAAGCUAAAGACACCAUCGCAGAGGACUUCGUCAGCGAGGACUUCAACUCUGGUUUAAAACUGGAUAUAACCGAGGUGGCCAAAAUAAAACAGAUGCUGCUGGACCUGGAAGCUGCUAUUGAUUCCUACGACGUUACAAAUGGCACAGGAAUCACCAAACCCGGAAGUUUUAUUUACGAGCUGUUCCAGAGGGCCGGGCUGACUUACAGCACCAAGACGGCCGUCUCCGAAGCCUUGGAGCAGAUUAUCGGCAACCUGACAGGACGGCCAGGGAUUUUCUUGAAUACGAGUGGCCUGCAGAAGUUGUAUGAUAUUAUUCAGCUGGUGUUCUGCAGGGACCCAUCAGUGGUGGAUAAAGAGAGACGCCUGCAGUCCGACUCGGCGUUCUUCAAGGUCCAUAUUCAUCAAGACACCAGCCAUCAGAGGAAAAAACAAAACACAGACGUUUGGGCUUCGUCCUCUUCAAAGAAACAAGGUAAUGUUCUGAGUUACUGGUGUUUCUCGCCUGGCUUCAGCAUGCAGGAUCUUGUCCAACAAGGAGCUCGCUGCAUCAUCCUGACCAGCGGCACGCUGUCACCGCUGUCCUCAUUCACCGCUGAGAUGCAGAUUCCCUUCUCUGUGCGUUUGGAGAACAGUCAUGUGAUCCAGCAUGACCAGAUCUUUGUGAGCAUUGUUGAUCGAGGGCCAGACGGCGUGCGUCUGAGUUCGGCCUUUGAUAGGAGAUUUGUCCCUGAAAAUAUGGCGUCAUUAGGCAGUACUAUUGCCAACCUGGGCAGAGUGGUUCCUCACGGGCUCCUGGUUUUCUUUCCCUCGUACCCUUCAAUGGACAAGACCCUGGAGUUCUGGAGGUCAAACGGACAUGCCGACCGCAUCGAGAACAUGAAGCCAAUAUUUGUUGAACCUAAAGGAAAGGGCACCUUCACAGAGGUUAUCAAUGGAUAUUAUGACAAAGUAAAUGAUCCAAAAUCCAAAGGUGGAAGCUUCUUUGCUGUUUGUCGAGGGAAGGCUAGUGAGGGGCUGGAUUUCGCCGACUCUUUCUGCCGGGGCGUCAUCAUUACAGGUCUCCCCUUCCCUCCUAAGAUGGAUCCCAGGGUGGUCCUGAAGAUGCAGUUCUUGGAUGAGAUGAGCAGAAAAAGGGAUCCUGGGGUGACGUAUCUGUCAGGGCAGGAGUGGUACAGACAACAGUCCUCCCGGGCUGUUAACCAGGCUAUUGGUCGAGUUAUUCGUCACAAAGAGGAUUACGGCGCCAUCUUCCUGUGUGACCAGAGGUUUAAAAAUCCAGAAGCCCGAGCCCAGCUACCCUUAUGGUUGAAGCCGUAUGUUCGCCACCAUGAAAGCUUUGGGAAUAUUGUCCGUGAUGUCGCUCAGUUCUUCAGGGUCGCACAGAAGAUGCGGCCUCCCGUAGAGAAGAAGGCUGGAGUUGAGAGCUGUUCUUCAGAGGACUCCUCAGACUUCCUGUCCUCCAGUAUCAAACCUCACCCGUCCAUCCAAAGUACUUCCUCCAUAAAGGCCAAAGUGGUGGAUGCACAUGUUCCCAGUCUGAAGAAGAGAAAACUGAAUGGAUAUACAGGAAACGAAGGGAUGGCCCGGCUGUGUAUUGAGUAUGAGGCUGAGAUGACGGAUGGCCAGAGGAGACCAGUCGGCUUGUUGGAUGUCUUGGACCACAGUGAUAAACGGGACGGAACAUCCGUAAAAGGACCAAACUACGUCGUGGGAGAAGAAAGGGCAAGUCGUCUGUCCACCUUAUCUCUUCAACAUGACAAGCGAAUGGACGAUGAGUUUCACGGUGGGAAACGAAAAAUCAAACUGGUCCAAGAACAGAAAAUCAACUUUCCAGAGAACGUGUCUCAGGAGAACAAAGCCGGUCAAGCCAAGUGGUUCUUGGCAGACAUGAAAAAGUCACUGAGCCAAGUGAACUUUGAGCGGAUCAUGAAGGCGCUGCAUUCAUACAAGAAAACAGAUGACCUAGAAGUGUUAUGGAGGGAGUCAGCCGACCUUCUGACCGGAGAUGCCAAUACACACAGUCUGCUCCGCGGGUUCUACCAGUUCAUACGCCCCCAUCACAAAAAGGAGUUUGACGGCAGGUGUGAGGAGCGGACGGGUCAAGGUUGUGGAUACAAACCGGAACACUCGCUCUCCAAAGAAGAGAGGAUAGCGCUGAUUCAGCACGACGUUAAUAACAGACAGUCUGCUACGGCGUCUUCAGGCGCCGCAUCUCUUUCCACCUGUCAGCUAAAUGCGUCCCUGCAGUUAAACCAUGGAGGAUGUCACAUUGGAAACCACGCCUCCAGGAAACUUGACACAGGAAGUCAAACAGGUUCUGUGUCUACAGCACCGCCCACUUCAAAGAAUGAAAUCUACUCUACUUUUGUGGCCGAUGUGAAAAAAGCCAUUGGAGGAGAGAAGUUCAACCAGUUCUUCAUGGCCGUUCAGAAUUAUAAAAAGACGGAGCGGUUUGAUGAGCUGGUGUCCACCGUGGUGAGCUUAUUAACAGAAAAAGAUGACGACUUCUGUCUUCUAGUCAGGUUUGGGAUGUUUGUACGUCCUCAUCAUAAGGCUCAAUACAAAGAGUUGUUGGACUCCCUGAUGGGACCGUCCAUUCCUACCGCCACCGUCCUAACUGUGAAUGCAGACCAGCCGAGCCAAGCUUCAGUUUCAAGUCCUGUGAAGACCCAAAGCAAGAUUUCCAGUUUUUUCUUGAGCAGCCUAGGGAAAUAAACUGUGAGGAAAAUGAAUUUAGAUGUGUUAAACUUCUUGAACGUGACUGAAGACAGGACGUGUGACCUUUAAAGGAUCGAGAGAUUUGAGGCGCCUUUUGUCUUUCUACAUGAUCAUUGGUUACUCUCAGCCUGAAUAACCUCAUGACUGAUCCUGAUAGUAUAGAUUUGUCAUAAAAGGUAUGAGGCCUCCCUCUCAUGAAGACUGACUGUAAAAAUACUGAUAUGAGCGCUCAGUGCAGAUGAGAGGGAACAUACCAUCGUCUCAACAAUGUCGGAAUCAGUGGAUGUUCGUGUACGUAGUAGAAAUAUCAUGGAGCAUCUCACAUGAUACACAAGCACAGGAUGUGACAUAUAUGUCAGUCCAUGUAAUCUCAUUUAUCACUGUGUCGGUUUGAUCUGUGUGUCAUCACACUAUCCAUGUUUCAGAGAAGCUUCCCUUUUGGAAACCGUCCUCGACGAGGUGGAGGCGACCAGGAGUUUGGUCUGACCUGUGAGGCUCUAGAACCUCCCGUCUGUCUAAACCUUGACGUCAUCACUGAAUGAAAUGUUGAGAGAUGGUUUUCCAGAUAAGACCCACAUAUCCUGUUUACGUGCAUCCAGAAGAUUAAAGUUACACUCAUGUAUCACAACACUUUCAUUACUAUUUUCAUAAGUCGAAGAUAUUAUGAAAGCACAAAUCAAUUUUUAAUUUGAAUAUUAUUGAAAAUUUGAAAGUAAAUUAAAUCUCACUUUAUUUUUCACUAAUGCUUGCAAUUUUGGUUCAAAAUAUUAUUUUACAAUAAUACGAUACAUAAUAUUAAUGCAAUAAUUUUAUGUACCACUAUACAAUAUGAAAAUUUGGAUGCUCUGUGUUUAUAAUGUAAAAUGAAUUUUUAAACGUAUGUCUUUACUGAAAUUUUGAUUAUAAAUGUGAUGCAGAAAAUGCAUGCACGAGUAUAGAAAUAAAAUGCAGCCAUCCUUUUUCCUUGGAAUCAAGUUUAUACUCACAUGAAGACAGACUGAGGGGUGAAAUGUUGCUGCUAAAGCUAAUGGCGUGUCUGUAACUUCAUAACUUUUGCUUCAUGAAGUUCAGAUCUGAGGUCGGUUCAUGUUACACGGUGUAUGGAUUACAGAUUCGGAAGGAAUAAACUUUUAUGGACUUUAUUUUAUAACAAAACACCCACCAGCCUGCUGUAAUAUUCCCAGUGCAAAUGUAUCAAGUGGUAGCCCUUGGAAUAUAAUUUGUGAAGAA
This is a messenger RNA of Lampris incognitus (smalleye Pacific opah), 4907 nucleotides long. It is a transcript of the gene rtel1, whose product is annotated as regulator of telomere elongation helicase 1. The coding region runs from base 102 to 3674 and encodes 1190 amino acids. Gene Ontology annotation, molecular function: DNA binding; DNA polymerase binding; hydrolase activity, acting on acid anhydrides, in phosphorus-containing anhydrides. The transcript is spliced from 33 exons. Gene Ontology annotation, biological process: DNA replication; DNA repair; telomeric loop disassembly. Lineage: Eukaryota; Metazoa; Chordata; Actinopteri; Lampriformes; Lampridae. The record is from RefSeq and is a predicted model, not a curated record. Gene Ontology annotation, cellular component: nucleus.